This is a messenger RNA of Saccharomycopsis crataegensis, 2172 nucleotides long. RefSeq names its product ABCB family ABC transporter ATP-binding protein/permease. Gene Ontology annotation, cellular component: mitochondrial inner membrane. NCBI's taxonomy places the organism in Eukaryota, Fungi, Ascomycota, Saccharomycetes, Ascoideales, Saccharomycopsidaceae. The record is from RefSeq and is a predicted model, not a curated record. Gene Ontology annotation, biological process: transmembrane transport; intracellular iron ion homeostasis. Bases 1 to 2172 code for a protein of 723 amino acids. The transcript has a single exon. Gene Ontology annotation, molecular function: ATP hydrolysis activity; ABC-type transporter activity; ATP binding.
AUGAUGAACCUACAAUUGGUCACGAGGAACUUGCUAUCCUCCAGUAAGGCCUUCAAGAAAACCGGUUUAUUUUCGCGAAGCUUCCAUGUAAAUGCCCAAAGAAACUUGCAAAACAUUAUCCAAUCACAAAGAUGCGUAAAGACCUCAUUGACCAUCAACUCCAAACUACUCUCCACGAAAUUCCACACCAAGACCAAAGUGGCCAAUUCCCAAAAGCCAGGGAUCCCAAAAGAUCCCAAGGAAAUCAAACCGGUGGUGGUUAAAAAUUCAUCGCUGCUUCCUUCGUCGUUAUCGGUUCCCCAACUUAAUAUCAUCAAACAACUUUUAUCAAAAUUGUGGCCAAAGGGCAACACCAACGCCAAAAUUAGGGUGGUGGUUGCCUUGUCGAUGUUGAUAUUGUCCAAGCUUUUGAACGUCCAGGUGCCAUUUUUCUUUAAAUCGAUCAUUGAUUCCAUGAACAUUGAUUGGCUUAACGAAAUCGGCACGGUCACCACGAUUGCUGGUGGGUUGAUUCUCGCUUAUGGUAGCGCCAGAUUCGGGGCGGUAUUAUUUGGGGAGUUAAGAAAUGCCGUAUUUGCCAGAGUUGCUCAAACUGCCAUCAAAAAGAUUGCCAAUGACACUUUUACCCAUUUAUUGAACCUUGAUUUGAGUUUCCACUUGUCGAAGCAAACCGGUGGAUUGACCAGAGCUAUCGAUAGAGGUACCAAAGGGAUUUCGUACGUAUUAACCGCCAUGGUUUUCCAUAUAUUGCCAAUCUCCUUUGAAAUCUCCAUGGUAUGUGGGAUCUUGACUUACAAUUAUGGGUUCAAGUUUGCUACCGUUACUUUGCUUACCAUGUUGGCGUAUUCGAUUUUCACCAUUAAAACUACUACUUGGAGAACUGGGUUCCGUAGAAAAGCUAAUAAGGCCGAUAAUCAAGCGGCAAGUGUUGCUUUGGACUCAUUGAUCAAUUAUGAGGCCGUGAAAUAUUUCAAUAAUGAAGCGUUCCAAGUAUCGAAAUACAAUGCCGCAUUGACAAAAUACCAAGAUGCCCAAAUUAAAGUGGCCACUUCUUUGGCAUUUUUGAACUCUGGUCAGAAUUUUAUUUUCACCAGUGCCUUAACCGCAAUGAUGUAUAUGGCAUGUAAUGGUGUUGCUAAUGGUUCGUUAACUGUGGGGGACUUGGUGUUAAUUAAUCAGUUAGUUUUCCAAUUGUCGGUGCCAUUGAAUUUCUUAGGUUCGGUUUACAGAGAAUUGAAGCAAUCAUUGUUGGAUAUGGAAACGUUGUUCAAAUUAAACAACAAUGAAGUGAAGAUUAAGAAUUUGCCAGAUGCCAAACCGUUGGCCCUUGGAGGUGCUGCAGAAAUCAGGUUUGAAAAUGUCAGUUUCAGUUAUGUGCCAACUAGAAAGAUUUUGGAUAAUGUAUCAUUCACGAUUCCUGCUGGGGAAAAAGUUGCUAUUGUCGGACCAAGUGGUAGUGGGAAAUCCACGAUCUUGAAAUUGAUUUUCAGAUUUUAUGAUUUAGAUCAAGGGAGAAUUUUGAUCAAUGGGCAAGAUAUCAAACAUCUCACUUUGGAAUCCCUUAGAAAAUCCAUUGGAGUGGUUCCUCAAGACACCCCAUUAUUCAACGAUACCAUCUUGGAGAAUAUCAGAUAUGGGAGACUUGAUGCUAGCGAUGAUGAAAUUAAGCAUAUCAUCAACAAAGUGAAACUUAAUAACCUAAUUGAGGACUCUCCAGAAGGUUUGAACACCAUUGUUGGGGAGCGGGGUAUGAUGAUUUCUGGAGGGGAAAAGCAAAGAUUAGCCAUUGCCAGAUUAUUGCUUAAGAGAGCACCAAUUGCGUUUUUCGAUGAAGCCACUUCUGCUCUUGACACCCAUACUGAACAGGCACUUUUGAAAGAAAUCAAGGCCAUGUUCCAUAAUGACAAAGCCGAACUUAAAGACAUCACCAGUGUGUCUAUUGCUCACAGAUUGAGAACCAUUGCGGACAGCGACAAGAUCAUUGUCUUGGAAAGAGGCCAGUUGAAGGAAGAAGGUACUCAUUUUGAAUUAUUGGCUAAGGAAAAGUCCUUGUAUAAGGACUUGUGGAAUAUUCAAGAAAACUUAGAUAUGGAAGAGGAAUUAUUGGAACAAGAAAGGAAGAGAAUCGAAGCCAAAAAGGCUAGCUUAAAAAUGGAAGCUACUGAACAGUAA